CGUUUCGCCCGGUACAAGUGGUACGGUAGUAUGCGUACGUACAGUUUGCGAUGCCGCCGUUUCUGCGAGCRCAGGGGCGGAGAAGAAGUAAUGAUUUCUGAUGACCGAGUUAGUGUGUGUGUGUGUGUAUUGUGUGUUGUGUGUGGGUCCGUUCCAAAAAAAUUCUCGCUGCGUAUCUCUCUCGAAUCUCGAUCCGAGCAAGAACCCCAUCGUUUUGCAGUGCAGCGUUGCAACCCUCCGAUACAUUGUCGCUACAGAGUCGGCUACGGUGCAGGAUCUCCCAUCGCUUUCCAUCUAUUACUAUUGUAGAUUGUCGGACACGGAUCGGUUGGAGCAAGAGAGAAGGAACUUGGAUCGAGGCAAGAAGCAGCAAGCAACGAGUCAAGGUUUGGAAUCGAGUCGAGUCGAGUCGAGUCAAAUCGAAGCGAAGCGAAACGAAACGAAACAAAUCGAUCCGUUCGAUUGGUGCGCCACCCAUCUCUCCCCUGCAAUCCGAUAGAGCACGACACCACGCAGUUGGCACGAUACGCAACGCGGGACUCUCGAGAAUGCCUCCCUCCGGCGUGCUGGUAGCGCUCUGCCCAGCGGAGUACAGCGGCAACAACGGCAGCAACAACAACGGAAACGGAAGCAGCGCGACGGGCGCCUCCGGUGCCCUCUCUCCAAAACCCCCCGCUGCUGCUGCAGCUGCGGCUGUCGCUGCAGAACCGGCAACGGAGAAGGACGCGACGGUGUGUCCCCCUCCGCGGCAGCCRCCGGCGCCGCUCUCGUCCCUGUCGUCCUUCGCCCCGCUGUCUCCCUCCCACCGGUACUCGGCCCGGGUUGCCAUGGAACGCAUCGCUCCCUUUCUCGAGAUGGAAGAAGAUUCCGGGAGCGACGACGACGAAGAAGACGACGAAGACGACGCCUUGCUGCAAGACGUCGUGCUAGAAGACAUAGCACUGGACGACGAAGAAGGCGAAGCAMGCAACUGCCAGAUUGUCAAUCRCGACACCACUACGAAUCCAGCUGCUUCUCUCMUUGGAAAUCAGACAUUGCCACUGCCGCCCGGAAAAGGAGCGAAGCAACAAGACGACAACGGGAACGGGAACGUCGACCACGAGACCAACUCCCCCAACUACGACAAGGGAUCUUGGAUGCCCUUCUCCCACCCGCUCAAAACAGCACCGCGAGACGGCUUGCCCUGGAAGGCGCCGAGAAACAACGCCUGUUGCUCACCCGGAAGCUGCGGCAGAAACCACGACGACGGGUUCGGGGAUAGCAGCAUCAAGAGCUGCGGAAAGCGACAGAGGACUCACCGCCGGGUUACCUUCCCGUCCGGACCCAUUCCGUUCGCAAGGCCUUCGUCUUCGUCUUCGUCUCCGACAAACGACGACGACAACAACACCUGCGAUGCUUCGGGGCAGCCCAACAAGUUCCCAAACCGCAAUCCACAGGGGAACAGCAAGGACAACAACCACUACAACUACAACUACAACUACAGCAACAAAACCAUCAGCAGCAACCCUCUUGUUCGCGUUCGCGACACCAUACACAGAUCGGAAUUUACAAACGAGGAACGCCUUGCAACAUGGUACACGUUUGACGACCUCAGGUCCUUCAAGCGAGACCGAAAGGAUACGGCGCGGAUGAUCGACAACGGAGUGCUCUCACUGCCGUUUUCUCCCUACGAGCCAAUGUAUCCGACGAACAAACCGGCCGGGAAAGAGGAAAAGGAGAACAAGGGCGAAACGGGCGAUGCCUCGUCGCUGGCCAAGCCGGGGGAAACGCUUGGUCAUUGUGCCCGGGGAUGCGAGAACUGCACGGAAGCCAUCGGCAGAACGCGCUACCGCCGGAUCGCCGAGGGAUGGAGGGCCGUCCUGAACGCCCAGAAGAAACACCGGUACGAGCAGCAAAAGAUGAAGGCCAUGACGUCGGCCGAGCAGAACCAGUUCCGAACGCUGGCGUCCCUCUUCGGAAGCGGGAGCAAGCGCCCCCCGCGGGCGGACCACCGGACCAACGCGCACGGUUCCGAAACCCUUUGCUGCCCCCACGCGCUCGCGGAAGCCUACAAGCCCGCGUCGAUGGCGAGCCUCGACAUUGCCUGGAGCCGGGCGAUCGGCGACGAGCGAGAGGCCGCGAAACUAAAGAAGCCUGGGUUGCCGGAGCGCCAACACGACCCCCCACCAUCGCGGGAGCAGCCGGUGGAGCCGAAGGCGGGGAGAGAUCCGGCGCAGCAAAACCGGACCGACGGAACCGCAUCGAUCGCAGCUGCCACCGGGCCAGCGGGUGGUGACAGUGGCUGCCGCACCGGAAAUGGAAAUGCGAGUGGAGGCGAUCCSUGUGCCCCUCCGACA
Pseudo-nitzschia multistriata is the source of this 2336-nucleotide messenger RNA. Lineage: Eukaryota; Bacillariophyta; Bacillariophyceae; Bacillariales; Bacillariaceae. The record is from the annotation of a GenBank genome assembly.